This is a messenger RNA of Dictyostelium discoideum AX4, 759 nucleotides long. RefSeq names its product mannose-6-phosphate receptor domain-containing protein. The transcript has 5 exons. The coding region runs from base 1 to 759 and encodes 252 amino acids. The record is from RefSeq and is a predicted model, not a curated record. Gene Ontology annotation, cellular component: Golgi membrane; cytoplasmic vesicle membrane; phagophore assembly site membrane. NCBI's taxonomy places the organism in Eukaryota, Evosea, Eumycetozoa, Dictyosteliales, Dictyosteliaceae.
AUGAAAAUACUUGCAACCUUAUUUACAAUUUUAUUAUUGGUCAAUUUUUGUUUUUCAACACCAAUUCGUUUACUUGAUGGUAAUAAUUGUUCAUUUAAUGCAACCGAUGGUAAAAUUUAUGAUUUAAGUUCAAUUGGUUAUCUCGAAUAUAAUUAUCCAUCAACUUCUGUUGUCCCAAACAGAAUUAUUGCUUUAAAUCUUUGUUCUGCAUUAACUGGAACUCAACCAUGUGGAACUAAUCCAAAACCAACCUAUAUUUGCCAAAAAGAUAGUGCCACAAGUCAAACUGGUAUGGGUCUUACAGCAACAACUCCAACUCAAUUACAACCAUCUGCAAAUGAUACCUUUGUUUCUUUACAAUAUACUGGUGUACUUUGUGGUAUGAAUAACAUAAAAACCAUUGUCAACAUUGAAUGUGGAGGUAGCGAUAAAAUUUUUUCUGUUACCCAAGGCACUUUAAAACCUAAUGCUUGUAGUGUUCAAAAUACUAUUAUCAUUCAAUCUAAUAUGUUUUGUUCAUCUUCACCAAAAUCUGGUCUUUCAGGUGGUGAUGUUUUCUUAAUUAUAUUUUUUUGUGGUUUUGGUGCAUACUUUAUUUUUGGUAUUGCAAUUCAAUGUUAUAGAGGAAAGAGAGGAGCUGAAGCUGUACCAAAUAUCGAAUUCUGGAAAAGUUUUGGUGGAUUAAUUAAAGAUGGUGUUGGUUUCAUUAAAUCCAAGAUUUUCCGUACAGCUGCCACUUCUGGUUAUCAAGCAAUCUAA